ACUAGGUUCCUCUUUCUCUCUCUCUCUCUCUCUCUCUCAUUCAUUCAUAUCUUCAUUCUUCUGUGUUUUAAUCUAUAUUUCCAAAAGUAUAGGACUAGAGUCACUGUUGCUUUCGUUAGAUCUCUGAAUAUUUCUUCAAUAUUGUUGUUUGCUUGAUCUGUUAUUGUUCUGUCUUUGGGGUGGUAGAAGAUUCUGCUUAGUCAAAGAUUCUUGUCUGCUAUAGCAAAGCACCUCAGGAACUAGAUCUCUGUGGAAAGUACAGUUGUUUUUGUUCGAAUUCUAUUCUGGCUAACAGCAUGCUCUCCAUGGAUUCCCUUUUGGACAAUUUUCCUGGUUCGGUAAAUGGGUUCAUAUCUGAAAACGGUUCUGUCUCGUUGUUUACGAAUCAGAACAGGGUAAGUGAGUUCAAGUUGGAUGAUUCAUCUGUCUCGGUGUUUACGAAUCCGAACGGGGGAAGGAAAUUCAAGUUGGAUGAUUCACGUUCCCCGUCAGAGUCUGCCUCUGAUGAUGCUCCCUCUUCUGGGACAAGCUCUGACGGAGAACACACAGAGAGUACUAAACUCUGCAAUCCCAUGCUCAGGUUUAUAAGUGAUAUCCUCAUGGAUGAAGAGGAUGAUUUGGAGCGCAAGCCCUGCAUGUUGCAGGAUUGUUUGAGACUCCAGGCUGCUGAAAAAUCAUUCUAUGAUGCUUUGGUUCAUAGUUACCCAUCAUCACCUCGUCAAUUUAACGAUAACCCUGACCCAGAUGAUAAUUUUGGUGGAACCACUAGUUCUGAGAGUUACGGCAGUUAUACCACUGACCAUUCAUGCGAGUCUGAUAAGUUUAACGGUGCUGGUGAUUUUGAGUCUUAUUUGCUACAAAGAUCGUUGCAUAAUUCUCCGGAACACGCUUAUGUUACUCCUGAUCUGAUUAGAGAGGCACAAGCUGGGUUCCAAUUUUCAAAUGGAGCUUGGAAUUUGAUUCAGUCGCAGAACAAGGCGGGCGUAAUUGAAGAGAGUGUGACGAGGACAGGCAAAGGAUCAAGGGAGAAGAGGAGCCAUCUCAUGAAAGAUGAUGUCUCACAUGAAGAAGAGGAGAGAAGCAAUAAGCUUUCAGCUGUCUACUCUGAUGAUUCGGAGUUAUGUAGCAUGUUCGAUGAAGUGCUACUUUACAAUGAUGGCAAGAGUCCAGCCUUUUGUAAAUCUGACCGUGAACCUUCAUCAUUACAGCUUGCUGAUUCAGGAGGAUCUAAUGGGAAGAAAACACGUUCGAAGAAAGGUUCCAACAAGGGAAAAAAUGCAAGAACAACGGUGGAUUUAUGGACUUUGCUAACUCAAUGCGCACAAGCUGUGGCUAGCUUUGAUCCAAGGACUGCAAAUGAAAUCCUCAAGCAGAUUAGGCAGCACUCUUCACCUUUAGGCGAUGGACUUCAGCGCUUGGCUCACUACUUUGCCGAUGGCCUUGAGACAAGGUUAGCUGCUGGGACACCAAAGUUCAUGCUGUUUCAGUCAGCAUCUGCUGCAGAUAUGUUAAAAGCUUACAGAGUGUAUGUCACAUCAUCACCAUUUCACUGGAUGUCAUUUUUCAUGGCUAACCGUACUAUUCUGAAGUUUACACAAAGUGAAAGCAGUAUUCACAUUAUUGACUUUGGGAUUAGCUAUGGUUUCCAGUGGCCUUGCCUCAUCCAACGGCUUUCACAGAGACCAGGCGGUCCUCCAAAGAUUCGUAUAACAGGAAUUGAUUUUCCUCAGUCAGGGUUUAGGCCAGCUGAAAGGGUAGAGGAGACGGGGCGACGCUUAGAGAAGUACUGCAAGAGAUUUGGAGUCCCUUUUGAGUACAAUUGCCUUGCUCAGAAAUGGGAAACCAUAAGACUUGAGGACCUCAAACUUGAUAGGAGUGAAGUAACUGUGGUUAACUGUAUGUACAGAUUGAAGAACCUGUCGGAUGAAACUGUGACUGUAGACUGUCCUAGAGAUGCGGUGCUGAGGUUGAUCAGGAGGAUCAAUCCGACCAUCUUCAUGCAUGGGGUUGGCAAUGGCACCUACAAUGCACCAUUCUUCUUGACAAGGUUCAGGGAAGCACUCUUCCACUUCUCAGCAUUGUUUGAUAUGUUUGAAGCUAAUGUGCCUCGGGAAGAUCCAUCUAGACUUAUGUUUGAGAAAGGGUUGUUUGGAAGGGACGCAAUCAAUGUCAUAGCAUGUGAGGGGGCAGAGAGGGUUGAAAGGCCAGAGACCUACAAGCAAUGGCAGGUUAGAAACCAGAGAGCAAGGUUCAAGCAACUUUCAUUGAACAGAGACCUCGUGAACAAAGUAAAGGAAAUGGUGAAGAAGGAAUAUCAUAAAGAUUUUACAGUAGAUGAGGAUGGCAAGUGGGUUUUGCAAGGAUGGAAAGGACGUAUUCUUUUUGCUCUUUCUUGUUGGGUUCCUGCUUGAGAAAUGACCAACUCAUAACCCAUUUAUGGAUUCCUGCUUGAGGAAUGACCACCUCAUAACUCAUUCAUUGCCAUGAAAAAUUCUUUUAGAUGUAAGAGCAUAACUUUUGAGUGUAUUUAUACUUAAAUAAAAAUGUAUCAUGAUCAUGUUUUAUUUCA
This is a messenger RNA of Vigna umbellata (rice bean), 2569 nucleotides long. RefSeq names its product scarecrow-like protein 30. Lineage: Eukaryota; Viridiplantae; Streptophyta; Magnoliopsida; Fabales; Fabaceae. The record is from RefSeq and is a predicted model, not a curated record.